AUGGGUGCAUACAAGUACUUGGAAGAGUUGCAAAGAAAGAAACAAUCCGACGUCUUGAGAUUCUUGCAGAGAAUCAGAGUCUGGGAAUACAGACAGAAGACCGUCAUCCACCGCGCUUCCAGACCUUCCAGACCAGACAAGGCCAGAAGACUGGGCUACAAGGCCAAGCAGGGCUUCGUCAUCUACCGUGUCAGAGUGAGACGUGGUAACAGAAAGAGACCUGUGCCAAAGGGUGCCACCUACGGUAAGCCAACCAACCAGGGUGUCAACCAGCUAAAGUACCAGCGUGCUUUGCGUGCCACUGCCGAGGAGCGUGUCGGCAGACGUGCUGCCAACUUGCGUGUGUUGAACUCCUACUGGAUCAACCAGGACUCCACCUACAAGUACUUCGAGGUCAUCCUUGUCGACCCAUCCCACAAGGCCAUCAGACGCGACGCCAGAAUCAACUGGAUCGCCAACCCUGUGCACAAGCACCGUGAGGCCAGAGGUCUAACCGCCACCGGCAAGAAGUCCAGAGGUAUCAACAAGGGCCACAGAUUCCACAACACCCAGGCCGGCAGAAGAAAGACCUGGAAGAGACAGAACACUCUAUCUCUGUGGAGAUACAGAAAGUAA
Eremothecium gossypii ATCC 10895 is the source of this 615-nucleotide messenger RNA. RefSeq names its product 60S ribosomal protein eL15. Gene Ontology annotation, biological process: cytoplasmic translation. Gene Ontology annotation, molecular function: structural constituent of ribosome; RNA binding. The transcript has a single exon. The record is from RefSeq and is marked provisional. NCBI's taxonomy places the organism in Eukaryota, Fungi, Ascomycota, Saccharomycetes, Saccharomycetales, Saccharomycetaceae. Gene Ontology annotation, cellular component: cytosolic large ribosomal subunit; ribosome. The coding region runs from base 1 to 615 and encodes 204 amino acids.